CAUGACACUUCAGAGCAAAUAAUCGCUGAACGAGGCGUGCCAUGCCGCCUUGUUGUCAUUGGUCAUCUUCCUCUGGCCACAGCUAUCGGCACCGGGAACUACUCGGCGCCGACCACCGGCCUGGGACAGCCGAGGCAGCGGCGGCCAUCACCACCGAGUACCGUGGACGUGAAAGCGGACAUAUUAAACACGACUACGGAGUUGACCAGAAGCAGGAAGUGGGGGACUAUAUAGUUUGUCAACGAGCGGCAGUGGGCAAACUAAGGAAGCAGCAGUCAUGUCCAACGAACGCACGCCCCUCAUUACUUCAGGGAUGUGUGGUCUGACGGUGGCAGCAGCAACAUGCGGCGCCGUAGGGGACACGUCCCCCGACUCCAGCUCUGGCACACACAGCAAAGAGCCUCGGAAGCUCAACACCUUUUUCGGGGUGAUGGUGCCGACCAUCCUCUCCAUGUUCAGUAUCGUAUUGUUCCUGAGAACAGGGUUUGUUGUUGGCCACGCUGGUCUCCUGGAAGGUCUCCUGAUGGUGGUUGUAGCCUACACCAUCAUAACGCUCACCAUCUUGUCUAUCUGUGCCAUUUCCACCAACGGGGCCAUACAAGGCGGUGGUGCCUACUACAUGAUCAGUCGAUCCCUGGGACCUGAGUUUGGAGGAAGCAUUGGUUUGAUGUUCUUCUUGGCCAAAGUGUUUGCGUGUGGAGAAUAUGUUCUUGGUCUUGUGGAGGCUAUACUUGACGUCUUUGGCGUGGAUGCUGAAACAUCCGUGUCCGAGGGUGUGCGCGUGCUCCCUCAAGGUUACUGGUACAUCGUGCUCUACUCCUCUGUAGUCCUCCUCUUGUGUCUUCUGGUGUGUCUGGUGGGCGCCCACAUCUACUCCCGCACCGCCUUCGCCAUCCUGCUGCUGGUCACCGUGUCGCUGUUGUCCGUCUUUAUCAGCUCUUUGGCCGUCAAACCUCUAGAUUUUGUCCUCACUCACUUGGGUCCUGGCAACCAGACCCAGCGUUAUAACGCCAGCUACACGGGCUUUAACCUAACAACGCUGAAGAACAACCUGGGCCCUGGUUACUCGUUGGACUACAGCACCCACACUGUAAUGUCCUUUGCCACCGUGUUCGCCGUCAUGUUCACCAGCUGCACUGGAAUUAUGGCUGGAGCCAACAUGUCAGGAGACCUGGAAACUCCAAGCAUAUCCAUCCCCAAAGGUACCAUCGUGGCCGUCAUUUACACAUUCAUUGUCUACGUUCUCUUCUUCCUCCUGGUCAGCGCCACCUGUGACAGGACUCUGCUGAUUCAAGAUUAUGGCUUCCUCCAAAGAAUAAACAUUUGGCCGCCAUUUGUGACCAUAGGGAUAUACUGUGGCGCCCUCUUCGCCGCAAUGUGCUCCAUGAUCGGAGCAUCCCGUAUCCUGCACGCCCUCGCUGUGGAUAAACUCUUUGGUUUGCCAUUAGCCCCUGCCACCAUCACAACCAGCUCAGGGAACCCAUGGAUGGCUGUGCUUUACACGUGGGGGCUGGCACAGUGUGUGGUGUUUGCUGGUCAACUCAAUGCUGUUGCCAGCUUGGUGACUGUUUUCUACUUGCUUGCCUACGCCGCACUUGACUUGGCUUGUUUGGCCCUUGAGUGGGCUUCAGCGCCAAAUUUCAGGCCGACCUUUCGGUUCUUCUCUUGGCACACGUGUCUGCUGGGCAUCCUGAGUUGUUUAGUCAUGAUGUUCGUCAUAAACCCCGUGUACUCAUCGGGUAGCAUCGUGCUCCUGUUGUUGCUGCUGCUCUUCCUCCACUUCCGUUCUCCCACCAGCAGCUGGGGCUACAUCAGCCAGGCUCUCAUCUUCCAUCAGGUGCGCAAGUAUCUGCUGAUGCUGGAUGUGAGGAAGGACCAUGUGAAGUUCUGGAGGCCACAGGUGCUGUUAAUGGUCGCCAAUCCGCGAUCUUCCUGCCAGCUUAUCCUCUUUGUCAACCAGCUGAAAAAGGGAGGACUGUAUGUGUUGGGCCACGUGCAGCUCGGGGAUCUAGAUUCUUUUCCGUCAGACCCUGUGCAGCAACAGUACAGCUUUUGGUUGAGUUUAGUCGACAAGCUCGGGGUGAAGGCCUUCGUAGACCUGACGCUCUCUCCGUCUGUCAGACAGGGAACGCAACAUCUUCUGCGCAUCACAGGUCUCGGUGGCAUGAAGCCCAACACCCUGAUUUUGGGUUUCUAUGACAACUGCACCCCUGAGGACUUCUUCCUUCAAGAUACAGCCUUCUGUGGCACGUCACUGGGACAAGGCACAGAGGGCGAGUAUAAUUUUGGGGUUGACCUGCCUUCAUUACAAGCUCAUUUCCCUCCGGUCCGACAUGUUGAGAGCCCACGCUGGCUCUCGCCCGAAGAGUACGUCGGGAUCAUUUCGGACGCCAUCAAAAUGAACAAGAACGUGUGCCUGGGACGUUAUUUCUUCCACUUGGAAGGCGAGGGGAAGCAGAGCAAAGUGGACGGGUCGGAGCGGACCAUCGACGUGUGGCCUCUCAAUCUGCUGCAGCCGGGCUGUGGAGAUUAUCAGGACGUGUGCAGCCUGUUUUUGCUGCAGAUGGCGUGUGUGCUCAACAUGUCCAGCAAGUGGCGCCAUGCCAGGAUGAGGAUCUUCCUGAACGUGGAGACGGAGUCCAGCGACCAGGGCUGGGUGGUGAACGAAGAGACGUUUCGAGAGUUACUGAGGAAGCUCAGAAUCCGGGCGUCCAUUAAGAUCGUGCCGUGGGACUCGGUGGUGCAGCACUACACUCAGCCAACGGAGGACGCUGGGGAGCAAAGCCACACCCUCUCGGAGCUCUUCUUGUCCGCGGUGAACUGCAUGUUAUUGGAGCACAGUUCUCAGGCUGCUGUCCGCUUCCUGUAUCUACCGCGACCUCCUGCUCACUACAGCCAAUCCCAGGGGUACUUGGCUCACCUGGAAGCAGUGACCAACACUUUAGGGCCAACGCUCUUCAUCCAUGGCGUCACACCGGUAACAUACACGGAUCUGUAAGCAUGAGCGCUUAGAACGCUUCCCUAAAUCCUUAUUUAAGUGUUCUUAUACAAGCACUUGUUACAUAAAGUGGAUACAAGGGUUCGCUUCAUUAGGUACAUUUUAUGAGAUGAUUGGUUUGACAGUAUUUAUGUUAUUGUGCAAACUGAGCAUUACUGUAUUAGCUUUGAAACAUCUCUUGUAUUCAAUCCAAUUACAUGGUGCAGGUGUACCUAAUGAUCUGUCUGGUUUGUGUACGGUACUACAUUCUAAACUCUGUUACAGUCAGUGUACAACAAAUAUAUAUACACACCUAUAAUACUAUUGUAGUAGGAUACGUUCCUGUACUGUUUGUUUUCAUGCACUUGGACUGCUGAAAUUGUGGCACUUAUGAUUAUUGUUAAGGAUGUCCCGAUUCAAUAUUGAUAUUAGUUCGAUAUCAGCAAAAAUACUAACAAAAAAAAACGUAUCGGAUGAUAUCAGCUUGGAUCUGCAAGCACUCCUGCAGUGUGUUUACUUGUGCAAAGCUGGACAGCCAGUUAACAUCUAAAUAUCCUCCCAAAAGCACACAGGGUUGGUCUUUUCUUGUAUUUUAGUGAUGUCAUUUACAAAAGGUAAACAUGGUAGGCGAUGGGCUUCUAGGGGCUAGCAGCUACACAACAGCUAAGCACACAAGCUUGACUUAUGCAGUACAUGUCCUUAAUUGUCAAUGUUUGUCGAUGUAAACAAGUAUUAAAUAUUAUAGUUGUAUAUUACUUACACUUACAAAGUCUCCAAGGCAGAAGUGCAUUAGAAAGUAUCCAAUAACAUGCGUGUCCGUAUCAUUCAAUUUACUGUGUCACUUAAUUUAUGAAAUUUCGUAACCACUAGGUGUGCCAAAACACAAAUUACCACUCCAUUUCAAAAGCAUGAAUCUGUCAUAAGGUGUUUUUAUACAUACUAUUGUUUUCUGAGUAAUUUCACUUGAUCAUACCUUUUCUAAUGUUCCACACUACAAAAUAACAAAAGUAUGUAUAGGAUUCUUGCUGGUAUAAUAUCAGAUUAAUAUCAUCGGUCAACCGAUAUCGGCAAUAUCGGUAUCGAAUCAGAAGUGAAAAAGUCGUAUCGGGACAUCCCUAAUUAAUAUAAUAUAAUAACAUUUGUUCUAUAGAAACGUCCAUAUUUAUAGUCAUAUUAUCAGGGAUGUUUUUUUUAAUUGUAUGAAAGUACAAUAUCUGUUUUAUUUCUUGCUACUUUUUUUUUUGUUGCAGAGUCUUUCAAAAACUCAAAUAAGGGGAAACAUUUCCAGUAUUCACACAAGAAUUAAGAAAUGUGUUUGUUUGUUUGCAUGCUUGCGUUGGGCGGCACAAAAAUCUAUGCUGGAUCAGCGGUCGAUCAAAUUAGAUCAAAUGUAAAACUCCAGUUACUACAAUGUAGCAAAUAUUUAGUUUUCCAUGUGUUUAACGCUGAAUGUCACCUCAACAGGAACAGAAACUGGACAAAACACAAAAAGCGCCAAACAUGAUUUGGCUUUGCUCGUCUCAUGUGCUUGCAUGUCUCAAAAAUAUCAUUACUGUAUGAACAUGCAUAACUGAUAUUUGUCACUAAUUCAGCAAAUGUAUACUCCCAGGUCAUUAUUACGUACACUGGCACUUAUCUUACUAAAUCAAACACGAUAAUUACAAACACUGCCUUUAAUCUCCCCCUCAUGCAGCGAAUAACACACCCACAAAUGUUAGAAACACCUCAGCAUUUAUUUGCUGACUGUCACUCAAAGUGAAGCAUUAUUAUAUGUUUAUGUUUGAUACAGCUCUUGUAUUGGAGUUUAUACAAAGUCUCACAGGCGUACAGGUGUUGUGGUCAGUGAGUAUAUACUGUAUGUAUUUAUCAUGUAUGCAUCGUCAGUGCUCCAGUGUACAAUAAAUAUUGUGUGGUUGUAUUUGUGUUUGCUGUGAUACAAAUUGCUGAUCCUAUUCCCACAAUCAUGUUGCCAUGGUGACUCUCACAGGUCUUGGUUUAAACAUGGAGGACAAUUUCAAUCCCAAAUUUUCCAUUAGCUUGCAAAGAUUAAUGCAAUAAUGGAAAUACUAUUUUCGUGGAUUGAAUAUAAAUAAGCAUGGUAUUAUGUCCCUUCCUCCUGUUUCCUUUCCUUUUGUGCUUAUGCAGUGUCUUUACCCACUUCCCUUCUGCUCCUGCUCAGACAUACAUGCCACAAUGCAGGAAGUUGACAAUAAAAGCUGAGGUAUCUUUUUUUUUUUUUUCCGCUUGCCUUUAGGAAUCAAUCUUGUCUACAAAUACUUCAGCAAUGAAAAGCAAACUAUUACACUGUUUGGUCAAUUUAACGCCACACAUUUUAUGUCAUAUCUGCAUGCAUUUGUUGCGUCAAUACCUGUCAACCCUCCCAUUUUCUACCCCUUAUUUUGCCAUUUUUUUCCCGUAAAUGUCCUGUAUUUCAACUUUCACCCCCUAAAAGUCUGCAAGGACAAUGGUGCAAUGUAUUGGUAUUGGGCAGUCUGGUCUUUUCCAGGAAAGUGUCCACUUAUGUUUGCAUCAACAAACUUAGUCUUUUUGUAUAAACAAGUAGCAAUAUCCACCGUCCUCUUGUUCACCACAUUGGAAAAUUGUGUUGGUAUCUUAUAAAUGACGUAUUUUACUAAAACCAUCUUAAACUAUUUAGUAACCCUUAGUCUUCCGUCUUCUGGAAGGUCCUGGAUCAUUUCAUGUGCAUUUCCCUGCUGCACUAUAUUUGUUUUUGUCACUAAAGGGGAACUGCACUUGUUUUGGAGUUUUGCUUUUCAUUCACCAUCAUUAUAUAAGAUAAGCACACACAUUUUCCUUUUUAUUAAUGCAUACUAAAUAGUAAAUAAAUGUGUCACGGUCCGGGCGUGCAUCAGUGCGCAUUCAUCUGUGUGCUGCGCUGAGUGCAGAUCCGAGAGCAUGUAAAUCGCAUGCCAGACCGGCGGCAGCGAACAGCUGCAAUCAAUCGCCGGCAAUCUGCACACCUGGAGCUGAUGAUCAGACCUGCCUUCAAAAGCCUUCACAACCUACCAACCCGCGCCAGAACAUAACUAUCCGUUUGUGUACCGUAAGCCGACUAACCCUGCUAUGUGUUCUCUCUCUCUCUCACUCUCUCGCUCUUUCUGCGUUUCACCCUCCGUGUUUUCAUUGUCUUCCUUGUUGUCCUCCCCAGCAGUCUGCCUUCAUUCCCGCAUCGACGAGUGUGCUUCUCGUCAGUUCUUGUUUCCCUGCUUCCCGGACUGCCUCCUCAAUCCUCCACCCCCGCUUGGACACGGACCUCCUACGCCCCGAUUAGACCCGGACUUACUGCCUGUGUCUCGGAUCGCGAGCCUUGUCCCUCCUCGUUCAACAUUAGGGUCGCGGGGGGUGCUGGAGCCUAUCUCAGCUGCAAUCGGGCGGAAGGCGGGGUACACCCUGGACAAGUCGCCACCUCAUCACACUAUUUAUUGCACACAAAAAACAAGGUCCAGGAUGUC
Messenger RNA from Nerophis lumbriciformis (worm pipefish), 6450 nucleotides. RefSeq names its product solute carrier family 12 member 9 (gene slc12a9). Gene Ontology annotation, cellular component: membrane. The record is from RefSeq and is a predicted model, not a curated record. Gene Ontology annotation, biological process: chloride transmembrane transport; chloride ion homeostasis; potassium ion homeostasis. Gene Ontology annotation, molecular function: potassium:chloride symporter activity. Lineage: Eukaryota; Metazoa; Chordata; Actinopteri; Syngnathiformes; Syngnathidae.